Molecule: messenger RNA, 930 nt
Organism: Zea mays
Lineage: Eukaryota; Viridiplantae; Streptophyta; Magnoliopsida; Poales; Poaceae
Product: RING-H2 finger protein ATL2L
Exons: 1
Coding region: 36-578 (180 amino acids)
Source: RefSeq, marked validated
UCCAGCCAAGGACGACGAUCGCCUCAUCCAUCCAAAUGGCCACGCCUGCUCCAGCCGGCGCCGCCAUGCCCGAGCUCGCCCCGGGGCAGGGAAGAGAAGCCAAGCACGGGCGCGCCGGCGGCGGGCCACGCCAGAGCGCCGGCGCGCGCCUCCUAUCGCUCUCCGUGCAGGCGGCCGUGAUGGCGGCCACGCUCGCGGUCUUCCUCGUCUUUGCCGCCGCGUCCGCCUUACUCCUCCUCGUCCUCGUCCUCGCCGCGCGCGCCUUCCGCCGCCACCACCGCAUCACGUCGCUCGACCUUGCCCCUUCGCCGCCGCCGCCUCUACGCGCGGGGCUCUCGCCCGUCGACAUCCGCCGCCUGCCGAGCUUCGCCUUCCCCUCCACGCGUGGCGGCUCCGGCGACGAGACCGCCGCCGCCUCCCCCUCGUGCGUCGUGUGCCUCGAUGCCGCGCGCGCCGGGGAGCGGUGGCGCGCGAUGCCGGCCUGCACGCACGCGUUCCACGCCGCCUGCGUCGACCGGUGGCUCGCCAGGACGCCUGUCUGCCCCGUCUGCCGCGCCGCCGUCGCCGUCCCGAUAUGAGCUAAGGCCGACGCCGCGAACCUGCCCACGCGUGCCCUUCGUCCUGGUCGUGUAGUCAUGGAGGCCGAUAUGAGCGGUGGCUGUUGUAAAGAAGAAUGCGGGGGAAAGAAAAGAAUGAACCCACGAAACCUUACCAUCGCAGAUACAGUACUUGCUAUUUUGAAUGCCAAAACUCCUCCUUGGAUUGCAACAUGUUACUUGUACAUUACAUGCUGCAUUGGGAUCCAGCAUUAGAAUUGGAUGAUCCAGCAUCAGAAUUGGAUUUGAUGUGAUACUUGUGCUAAUGUGCUGUACAACGAUAUUGUAUCGCAGUGAGGUAGAAAGAUUGGAGAAAUUGUUAGAACUGAUGAUU